AUGAAACUAGAUAAAGAACCAACAAUUCCAGUUAAUGGUUAUAUAAUAAAAAAUCUUGUUUGUCAGACAAGUACAUUUAAAGUUUGUGAUGCAAUAGACAUAAAUGGUAAUUCAUUUGUUUUAAAAAUUAUACCAGCUGAUAUUAAAGUUAAUCUUUUAAAAGAAGAACAUGUAAUUGAAUCAUUUGUUCAUAAUGAUAAAUUAUUUAUUGUUUAUGCUGAAAAUAAUUUUGCUAAAGAAGGUCAAGAUUAUUUUUCUUAUUAUAUGGAUGAAUCAUCAUCAUCAUUAUCUAUUGAUAAUAAUAAUAAUAAUAAUAAUUUAACUAGUGCGGGCACUGGGAUAAUUAGUCCUUUAUUAGAUAAUGAAAAAAAGAAUACCACAUCAACUACUACACGUUUAUGUUUUGAUGAUAUUUCAAUGAUAUCACAUUUAAAGAAGAAAAAAAUGUUUGGAAAUAUUAGUAAUAGUUGUUCAAAUAGAUUAAGAACACCAAUUCCAAAAAAUUGUAAUUUUAUUUUACCAGGCACUCCAGAGAGUGAUAUAUCUUUAUCAGAGGAAGAAACAGAUUCUGAAUGUGAUUCAAAUGAUAGUUUUGAUGACGAUGAUGAUGAAGAUGACGAAGAAGAAGAAGAAGAAGAAGAUGGUGAUGGCGAUGAUAUUAUCGAAGUAGUCACACCAAUCAAUAAGAAACUAGAUGAAUCAGUUAACAAUGAAUUAAUUCCUAUAUUAAAAUCUCAUAGUGAUGAUGAUGAAAUUUCAAAUAUGAUAUCGACAGAUAAUUUUAGUAAUAACAAUACAUCACCAAUUCAUAAAAAAGAACCAAAUUAUGUUAGUCAACCUUCACAUAUUCAUAUUCAAUGUCCAUUAACAAGAAUAAUACACAGUAAGCAUACAACUAUUAGAAAAACUCCAAUUCCAAGAGAAAUGUUACUUAACAACAACAAUAAUAACGAUGAUACUUCUUUUCAAUUCAAACAAAACAAAACACGUACCAAUACCUCGUGUGGUGAACCGUUUAAAUUAGAGAUGGUAAAGAGUUCGAUGUUGAGAAGAAGAAGUUCAACUAAAUGUCAAUUUUCUACAUAA
Messenger RNA from Maudiozyma saulgeensis, 1086 nucleotides. Lineage: Eukaryota; Fungi; Ascomycota; Saccharomycetes; Saccharomycetales; Saccharomycetaceae. The record is from the annotation of a GenBank genome assembly.